CAGCGUAAAUAAUACUUCCUAAAAUCAACGUAUGGUUCGUGACUAGCAGAAUAAAGUGGACUACAAAUAGAAGCAAAAUUCAGCAAAGAUGGUGAAACACGGGGAAUUGGUUGAAUGUUUUUAACAAUCAAAUAUCUAAAUUGGUAGUAAAUAACCGUUCGCGUCUCAGUCAAUAUGUGAGUGGAGAUUCAUGAGUUUGCAGUUGAUAAUAAUAAGCACGUGUCAAUUUGGAAAGCGGGACAAAAGUCGCCAAAAACGAAGAUGCUUGUGGAGCAACCGUCAACCGGUAGUUAAUUAUUCUUAAUGACAUGUGAAAAUGAAACGAGAAACUGUCAUAACCUGUGUAGAGCCAAACCGACGAGCAAAAACGAUGACAACGGUAUUGGAUGGCAGCUAUCAACGUAUGGAGCCAUACAUUGGAGAGGAAGAGGAUGGAGAAGAUGAUGAUGAACACGAGGAAACACCUCAGGAAUCUGGUGUUAUGAUACAUGUAGUACCAGAAGGGAAUAAAGCCAGAUGGAAUCAUGUUGAAGACCUAGAUUCAUUUUUUACAAGAAUGUACCACUAUCACCAAAAACAUGGCUUUGCUUGUAUGAUACUGCAAGAAGCGCUUGAACUAGGACAAUUCAUUUUUGUAGUUACUUUUUCAACCUUCCUUUUUCAUUGCAUCGAUUAUUCUGUAUUGUUCAAAAACAAAGUAACAAAUAGCACCUCGCACAAAACGUCGAUAAGUGACGUCAUUUUAUCAACGAGCGAAUGUGUAGCAUCUAUGGGUCUGGUUACAUGGAUCUGUAUUUUAGUAGCCGCAAUUUUUUGGAUUUUACGAUUAGUCAAAGUUUUAUAUCAUUGCACGCAGUUUUGGGACAUAAAAUUAUUCUUUAACACCGCGUUGAAAAUCGACGACCGCGAUCUGGACAAUCUUACCUGGCACGAGGUACAAAAGCGAGUCAGAGAAGUGCAAAAAGAACAAGAAAUGUGCAUUCACAAGAGAGAGCUUACGGAAUUAGAUAUAUAUCAUAGAAUAUUAAGAUUUAAAAAUUAUAUGGUGGCUAUGGUCAAUAAAUCCUUGUUACCCGUUCGACUUAAAAUUCCUAUUAUAGGAGAUAUUAUUUUCAUGACUAGAGGAUUAAAAUAUAACAUGGAGCUACUUUUAUUCUGGGGUCCAUGGUCUCCAUUCGAAAAUAAUUGGCAUCUCAAAGAAGAUUAUAAAAAGUUAAACAGAAGGCAAGAGCUUGCAAGAGCAUUAUCUAAACAUAUUUUAUGGGUUGGAAUAGCAAAUUUUCUACUUUGUCCACUAAUUUUACUAUGGCAGAUACUUUAUUCGUUUUUUAACUACGGAGAGAUCAUCAAGCGAGAGCCAGGAACUUUAGGUACAAGAAUGUGGUCUUUAUAUGGUCGGUUGUACCUUCGUCAUUUCAACGAACUUGAUCAUGAAUUGAAUGCCCGUCUAAAUCGUGCAUACCAUCCUGCUUCGAGAUACAUGAACAUAUUUACAUCACCUAUUAUGACUGUUAUAGCAAAGAACGUUGCUUUUGUGGCUGGAAGUAUAUUAACAGUCUUAUUAAUAUUAACCGUAUACGACGAAGACGUACUAACAGUGGAACACGUUUUGACUACCAUAACCAUAUUAGGCGCAAUGCUGGCAGGUGCAAGGGCAUUUAUACCCGAUGAAAAUUUAGUUUGGUGUCCGGAGACUCUCUUAACCGCUGUCUUAGCGCAUACACAUUACAGACCGGACAGUUGGCGAGGGCACGCUCAUACACAAACCACGAGGGCAGAAGUGGCACAAUUAUUUCAAUACCGUGCAGUUCAUCUCUUAGAAGAAUUAAUUUCCCCUCUGCUUACACCAUUUAUUCUGUGCUUCCGCAUGAGACAACGAGCCUUGGACAUCGUUGACUUCUAUCGUAAUUUUACGAUCGAGGUUACAGGUGUUGGAGAUGUUUGUAGUUUUGCACAAAUGGAUGUGCGAAAACAUGGAAAUCCUAUGUGGCAAACUGUGACUGAAAAUCUCGUACCAGAUCGGACUGUCGGAUAUGAUAAUCAAUAUACCAUAGAUCCAGAGAAACUUCGUAUUCCUAUAUCGGAUAAGUACACACAAGCAGAAGACGGAAAAACUGAAUUAUCCCUUAUUCAUUUCACCUUAACAAAUCCCGAUUGGAAACCUCCGAGUCAUGCAGAAAAUUUUGUUACCGCUUUAAGGGAAAAAGUUUAUCUGGCUUAGGCCCGGGUGUAAGUAUUUAAUAGUUUGCAAUUCAAUGUUGAAUUAACGUGAAAUUUAAUUCAUCUAAUAUUACAGUACAAUGAAAUAGUGUCGAAUAUAAUUCGAAGCACGAUGGUAAAUCAAGCAAGUGGGCCAUGCACGAGUAAUAUAUUUGCAAAUCAACCGGGUACGUCAAUUGUUUCUGCCGCCGGAGAUGAAUCAAUAAACGUGAAAUCAGAUAUUUUACCGCACGUGGUUCAACGUGGUUUAAGCAAAGCUGAAGGACCCGUACAUAAUGAAAAAGGAUUUCUGUAUGGGUUACAACAAGGAAUAUCGAAUCAAUCUCUAGGCGCUUCUGUCUUUGUAUCGAGUCACGAGUUGUCUACCGAUUUAUCCGUACCGGUAGAAUUAAUCGCUGCCGAUAUGUCUUUGUCUACAUUGUACCUGCAUGAACUUCAUCACAGACAAGUUCGGAGAAGGGGAUAUCAAGAAAUAGCUACGAGAAGCGUAUGGCAACGAAGUCCUGUUCAAGAGAUUGCUACGCUUCCUGAAGUUGGGCAAGAGAGAGCACCCUUGCUCUUACAUCAGGAUUCGUCUAUAAGAAACAAUAGAGAAUCUAAAUAUAACUUGAACACUCAUUUAGAUAGCAUCUGAAUCAUUCGUGCAGUGAUAUCGCCACUUUUAACAGAAUAAAAUAUUUUCAUUCGCUUUACGAUGCGAUGUCCUCAUGAUUUAUUUUAUAGCAAGGGAAUAGCUAGAACGUUUAAGAAUCUGUUUUAUCGAUGUAAAUACAGUAUCGAGAUAUUCCUUGACUAGACUCGUUUAGAAAGUGAACGAUCUCAAAAUGCCUAUUUUAAUCGUAAAGGCCUACGCGUGUGUACAUUUUGCGCAUUAAAUCACUUACGAACAAACGCUUCUUGGAAUUGUGCUAGGUU
This is a messenger RNA of Eufriesea mexicana, 3135 nucleotides long. RefSeq names its product autophagy-related protein 9 (gene Atg9). The record is from RefSeq and is a predicted model, not a curated record. Gene Ontology annotation, cellular component: phagophore assembly site; autophagosome. Gene Ontology annotation, biological process: reticulophagy; protein localization to phagophore assembly site; autophagy of mitochondrion. Lineage: Eukaryota; Metazoa; Arthropoda; Insecta; Hymenoptera; Apidae.